Molecule: messenger RNA, 2286 nt
Organism: Pyricularia oryzae 70-15
Lineage: Eukaryota; Fungi; Ascomycota; Sordariomycetes; Magnaporthales; Pyriculariaceae
Exons: 2
Coding region: 1-2286 (761 amino acids)
Source: RefSeq, a predicted model, not a curated record
AUGCAAGGUCCGCUCAUGAGGCCGUCAACGCAAACUGGCAAAGCAAUUGACGAGGGCCCGGGCAAAGCCGCCGGUGUCGUGCUAUUGCGGGUUGGAGAAGUCCCUGGCGUGGAUACAGAUCCCUCCACCGUCGAGGUAAAAGGUCCUGGGGAGAAAAUCGACACACUCCCAGUCGUGCCAGUGGCCACACAAGGCCCGUCCAUGUCUCCUCCGGUACAGAUUGGAAGGGCACCCGACGUGGCUUCGGCGGUUCUUGUUGCGUUGGUCCAAAUUGGACUGGUAGUUGGAGUUGAAGUCGAGGUACCAAGAGAGCCCGAUAAGAUACAAGGCUCGCUCAUUAAUCCUCCUGUGCACCACGGAAGCGCCGACGAGAUUGGGACACUGUUUUCAGAAGGCAAGCGUGACGAUGAGAGCGGAAGACUGUCCACUGUCGUCAUUACAGUCGAAUUCAAUGCCGAGGACGAUGUUGUUGACGGCCGCGUUGAGAUUGUUCCAGAGCCACUCAAAACGCAAGGGCCGCUCAUCUCUCCCCCGGUACAGACUGGCUGCACUUCCGACACCGAUGUGACCGGUGGCCUGUUGCUGGUCGUAGUCGUCUUGGUAGUGGCAGGCCCAGCACUUGAGCUUGACCCUCCCACCGGGGACACGAACGACGUGGAAAGGCCUGCUGUUCCGCUCACAAGACAUGGGCCGCUCAUCACACCUCCGGUGCAAAAUGGAAGAAGGCUCGAUAGAGAAGAUACUGCAGUCGGUGCAAGCAAGGAGGUGGCAUUUGUGGGAGAAAAUGAAGGCGACGAGGUGGACAUGGCCGCAGUGCCACUCACAAUACAAGGACCCUCCAUCACUCCGCCUGUACACCAAGGCAAAGCUACCGUGGAUGCCGAGCUCCGGUCACUUGUUGCUGUGGAUUUCCGAGUAGUGUUUACAGAUGUCAUCGGAGGCAUCAAUGUUGACAUGCCUGCCGUACCACUGAUGAGACAUGGUCCACUCAUCACUCCCCCAGUACAAAGACCGAGGGGGCUGGUUGUCGGGACGGAUGAAGUUGGAGAUGGCCUUGUAGACUCGACAGCUGAAGAUGCAGUAAAUGGGUGUGGUGUUGACGUGGAAAGUCCCAAUGAACCACUGAUAAGACAAGGCCCACUCAUUAUUCCCGUACACAUUGGAAGAGACUGGUCAGUUGGUGAUGAUCUAAACUCUGGACCAGUCGCUGAUAUCACGGAAGCAGUACUAUUCGUCCAAACAGGCAGCCUUGUUGAUGUGGGAACCCCUGAAGCCCCGGUAACCAGGCAGGGUCCUUCCAUGAUGCCACCAGUGCAAUAUGGGAGCGAAGCAGAUGUUGUAGUCAUGUUACUGCUGCUGCUGCUGCUGAGUGGUGGGACCCGGCAAGGCUCUGUCAUUGGGCCUCCGGUACAAAUUGGUAGUGACGAUGAAGAAGAAGUCGAGCUCAUUGUAGGCAGUGGGAUAACUCUGCAUGGCUCCGACAAAGGGCCACCAGUACAGAUUGGCAGAGUCGAGGAUGCAGCUGCUGUCGCCUCCGUUGCUGUCUGUAUGGGAGAUGAGGUAGACAGUGUCGGCAAUGAUGAGACAAGGCAAGGUCCCGUCAUCAGGCCGCCUGUGCACAUUGGUAACGGUGCGCUCACCGCGCAGGACCCCGUGGUGGCACCAGGUGUACAUGAAGGAGGAAAAGAAGUUCUCAACGCAUCAGUGGCAGAUGUUUCUCUUCCCAAUGCUGUUGAGGUUGUGUUGGGAGCACUUGCAUUGGACGAGCGAGAUGUGCUGAUUGCAUCUGACAACGGGGUCUCGAUGAGUAGCACGGUGCUGCCAAUGCAGGAUCCCGAGAGUAUUCCUCCCGUGCAAGCCGUGGGAGAUGUCGCUGAAGUGACUGUCGCAUUGGGAGUCACCGUAGAGCUCACAUUGGCUGUGGUGGCAGGACAAGAUCUCAACUCAGUGCCAGUGGCAUCCUUGAAACAUUUGUGCCAUGAACUGGUCCAAAAACCGAUGGUGCUCGUCCAUGCUCCAUCCUUUCCGCUAGUUGUGGAAAGAGACUCAGCUGCUGCGGGCGUAGCUACAGACACACUUCCCAGGCAUUGGCCAUCCGCUCCGCAGCCUACCGAAGUGUGUGGAGUCGUUAUUGAGGUAGACGAAGCUGUCCUUGCCUGUCGAGUACCGCCAACUGGAAGUGCAGCCCAUGUUGUAAACCCUGAUAGUGGUGCACUUACAGACGUGCUCUUUGCAGACAAAGCCUCACUUUUAGCGGCGUCCGUAGGAGUAGUGGCAGAAUUCUGA